UGCAUUUUAUCUUAAGUCGGGAAUAAUGAAACUUUUAACAAGUAUCUUAAUCAUAUGUGGCCUGGGAACUUCUUUGGCAGUCCAGGACAAGAUUAACAAAACGCAAAUGAUCGAAUUGUUACGGGAAGGGCUUUACGGAAAAGUUGAUUCGGUUCAGUGGAGUCCGCUAGUUAAAGAAUGGGUUGUGGACGGUUAUCUUCAAGUACCAACGACAAUAUUACGAAUGAAUCACGUCCUUAAUUUGCUAACCAAAGCUGUAAAGAAAACCGAGGUCGUACAGCUGGCAAAGGAGAAAGCUUUGAAAGUUAUUGAGAUAAUCCUUAAGUUGUCAAUGAAAAAAGCCGGAAGUAUGAUUAAUAAGUUGAGAUAUAAAAUAAUUGUGCACUUCCAGGAUAAAGGUGUUCCGAUCACAACGCCCUCUGACCUGGGUUACUUGGACACAACUUCCGCGCCUGUUGACCCCACAACUUCAACCUAUGAAAAUGAUACAAUUUAUGAUAUAUUAAACGAGAAUGGAUAUUCGAAUAUGUUCAAUGAUUACACUAUCGAUUGGUAGUGGUAAUAACACUCAAGUAGGCAAAAUUAAACAAAAAACUAUAAAAUAUUUUGCAAACUUCGCAUAUAACUACACAUCUUCCGGCAAAUCAUUUUCAGCUGUGAGAAUCGUCGUAAGAAAGAAGCAGAGCUAGGGAUACAGAAAUGCGUAGAAGUUAAUAAUUUUGUAGUUUUUUGUAGUUUGUAGAAGUUUGAGUCUUAUGCUGAGAAAAUGCAAUGUUUUCCGAUAACGGAAAUUUGUAAAUUUUUAAUUUGCCACGUCCCAAGGAAAUUCUAUUGAACA
This is a messenger RNA of Drosophila hydei, 838 nucleotides long. RefSeq lists its product as uncharacterized. Bases 26 to 556 code for a protein of 176 amino acids. The transcript is spliced from 3 exons. The record is from RefSeq and is a predicted model, not a curated record. Lineage: Eukaryota; Metazoa; Arthropoda; Insecta; Diptera; Drosophilidae.